AUGCCCGACAAAAACGUGACCACGAUUUCCUACGCCGCCGGCGCAUCUUUGGCUGCCAUUGCCCUUGUCUACGUCUUUGCGCCUACAUUUACAAUCGACGAGUCCAGCACCUCAUCGUCACGUAGGAAAGGCGUCGUCGGCUUGCGCAAUGCUGCAAAUGAUUGCUUCAUCAACUCGACCCUGCAGGCCCUCGCGGGUCUCGGCGAGCUGCGCAUGUACCUAAUUCGCGAGACUCACCGCCGAAAUAUUGACGAUGAAGGCGUAUACUCCCAAUUGGUUCAGCCGCCCGGCAAGAGCUACCCGGAAUGGAAGAUUGAGGGCAUGCAACGCGGUCUGGUAACACAAGGACUGAAGGAUAUGCUUGAUUCACUCAACGAAAGGCCCAUCUACAAGAAAUCAAUCUCUGCGAUUGAAUUCGUGAGAGUACUUGAGACGGCAUUUAGGCAGCGCAUUAGUCGCCAGCAGCAAGAUGCCCAGGAAUUUCUCCAAAUAGUGGCCGAGAGACUUAAGGAAGAGUACCACGCCGGCGAGAGAGCACGUACCCACGCAAGAUUGGAAGCCUCACGAGCUACCUCGGUAGGUGCUUCUGUCAAUGGCGACGCAGUGCAGGAAAAGCUGGAAAGGCUCAACCUGGCCAACGGCAAUGGCGAUGAGUCCUCCUCAGCAUUGCCUACACCAACAGUACCCAAGAUACAGACCAAUGGCAUACAUGCGCCUCUGGACGAAGACGAAGGCUUUCCCAUGGAAGGGAAAUACGAAUCCCAAUCCGAAUGUCAGACCUGCGGCCACAAGACGAAGCCAAGAGAGGAGUCCUUCUACAUGCUGACGUUGAAUGUGCCCCAAGUCAGCUCCACCACUCUCAGCUCAUGCUUUGACGAAAUCUUCAAGACGGAAAUGAUUGAAGACUUCAAGUGCGAGAGAUGCCGACUGAUUCAUGCCGAAGAAUCCCUCAAGAGCGAUCUAGCAAACGCACAGAACGAGACUGAGAGGACCGCACUCGAGGAGGCAGUGCGCAAGUUGCGCCAUGCAAUUGACUUUGAUCCGGAACAUGUCCCUGAGGAUGUGCUCCUCCCGAACAUUGCCAAUGCGCCCAAGCGUAAAAUCGCACGGUCGACGCGCCUCACGUCCUUCCCCCGCAUCCUUGCCGUCCAUCUUUCGCGGUCCAUCUAUGACCAAACGUCGACCAAGAACUCGGCCAAAGUUGCCUUUCCAGAGCGAUUGCCUCUUGGUGGCUUGCGCGAUCGUCGCAACUACAAAUUGUUGGGUCUCGUUACCCACAAGGGAAGCCAUCAUAGUGGACACUACGAAUCGUUCAGACGACAGAAUACGUAUGCUCCGUAUUCUAAUCAGAAUACCUUCCAGCCAUCAGGCAUCUACAGCAAAACGGCGAGUCCCGCCGCCACCCCACAGCCAUCGACACCGCAACUCGAUGCCAUUGCUCGGGGAGUCAGUCCCGCCGUAUCGACACCCGACCUUCUGACGCCGAGCUCCGAGACGGCUUCCUCUACCCGAUCACUAUCAUCAUCCGACGCUUCGCCGAAGGACCGAGUAAGGAAGAGAAUUAGUCCGACAUCUGCUCCACGCGACAGGCAGAGAGAGCCCGAUUCGGCUAGCAUCCGAUCUGUACGGUCACUUACUGCCUCGGCGAAGAGCACCGUUUCAAAGAUUUCACAAAAGGUCAAUGGAAACAGCACACUGGGAAGCAGUCCGCCUCACUCCACACCAAUGGCCGUAGUGCCUCGGCCUCCUGUCCACAAGUCCCGCAAGAAGCAGCCCGCUGAUCGCUGGUGGCGCAUCAGCGACGAGAAGGUCCGCGAAGCCAAGACGGCCGAGGUCCUCGAUCUUCGACGUGAGGUCUACUUGCUAUUCUACGAGCUCGAGAGGGAUGACAGCCCGUAG
Messenger RNA from Colletotrichum abscissum, 1899 nucleotides. RefSeq names its product ubiquitin carboxyl-terminal hydrolase. NCBI's taxonomy places the organism in Eukaryota, Fungi, Ascomycota, Sordariomycetes, Glomerellales, Glomerellaceae. The record is from RefSeq and is a predicted model, not a curated record. Gene Ontology annotation, cellular component: nucleus; cytosol. Gene Ontology annotation, biological process: protein deubiquitination. The transcript has a single exon. Bases 1 to 1899 code for a protein of 632 amino acids. Gene Ontology annotation, molecular function: cysteine-type deubiquitinase activity.